AUGGAUAUCUUCUUUCAGAUGCCAGACAGGGAAGCUAACAGCACCUUUACAUACAAGGACGUUCUUGUCGUUGGAGAGCAAAAGAAGUCAUACGACGCGAGCCGGUUCAAGGCGGAUCUCCUCCAACUUACUCGCUAUGUACGGGGUGUCUUUGCCGACCAGCCAACGCGCCGUUUCGUCCACGCGUUCUCCCUCAGCUCUUCCAAGAUGGAGCUCUGGGUCUUCGAUCGGUCCGGGCCGUAUAGCUCAGGGUUAUUCGAUAUUCACGACGAGCCAGACAAGUUCGCGCGAGCUCUUGUUGGAUAUGCUACGAUGAAUAAGCGGAAACCCGAGGUGGACCAUCUCAAGCUGGCAGGAGAGAAGGGUGUCAAGGGGGUGGCGAGAGUGGUGGCGCACCGUCAAAUCACCAACAUUGCAGACAUGCGGAAGGGACUGGAGUUUCCAAAACCUCACCCGUUUCGGGAUGAAGACGUUUAUUUCAGGGAUCUACCAUCGGCCGUAGGAAGCACGAGCACAAGGCGGCGGUCCAACAGCCAGAAACCGAAGCUGGCUAAGGAAAUCAAGGAGCAGCUGUCGAUCGGCAAGACCAAACCAAGCUUGUGUACUUCUACGGGCGAGGAUCCAUUUGAGAACAGGAUCUAUUCGUGCCUCGUCGUCUCACCAGCCGGCCGUGUCAUCAGCGAUUUCAAGACGAUCAAGGAACUGCUCCAGUCGAUGCGAGAUGCGAUCAGGGCACACCAAUCUCUGUAUGUGACCGGCAAGAUUCUCCACCGCGACGUCUCUUCAAACAAUAUCAUUAUUACGAAACCUGAACUGGCGGAUGGCUUCAAGGGCAUGCUCAUCGACCUUGACCUGGCCAAAGUGAGAGACAGUGGCCCGAGCGGAGCGCGGCACCAGACCGGCACGAUGCAGUUUAUGGCGGUCGAGGUGCUGCGCGAGGCCGAUCACACCUACCGACACGAUCUGGAGUCGUUCUUCUACGUCCUGAUUUGGAUGUGUGUGCGUGAAUCAUGGACCAAGAAGCAGUUUAGCCGUGGAGAGAGGCCCCCUAAGGAGAGUCUUCUUCGGAGAUGGGAAGUCGGCAGCUUCAAGUAUAUUGCGGCUGCUAAAGAAGGCGAUAUGACCGUCAAUAGGCUUGAAGAGAUUAUGGGCGAGUUUCCAGAGUCGUUGGAUGUUGUCAAGCCGCUCUGUUUGAGGAUCAGAUCGAUAAUGUUUGGAGACACAGCGAGGCUUAACUUUGGAACCCCUGUAGGGGAUUCAGACCAACUUUACAAGCCCCUCGUAGCUGCCUACGAUGAUACUAUCAGCGAGCUCUAG
Molecule: messenger RNA, 1317 nt
Organism: Hirsutella rhossiliensis
Lineage: Eukaryota; Fungi; Ascomycota; Sordariomycetes; Hypocreales; Ophiocordycipitaceae
Product: kinase
Exons: 3
Coding region: 1-1317 (438 amino acids)
Biological process (GO): protein phosphorylation
Molecular function (GO): ATP binding; protein kinase activity
Source: RefSeq, a predicted model, not a curated record